Messenger RNA from Hordeum vulgare subsp. vulgare (domesticated barley), 1277 nucleotides. RefSeq names its product protein MICROTUBULE BINDING PROTEIN 2C-like. NCBI's taxonomy places the organism in Eukaryota, Viridiplantae, Streptophyta, Magnoliopsida, Poales, Poaceae. The transcript has 5 exons. The record is from RefSeq and is a predicted model, not a curated record. Gene Ontology annotation, molecular function: microtubule binding. Gene Ontology annotation, biological process: plasmodesmata-mediated intercellular transport. The coding region runs from base 106 to 1032 and encodes 308 amino acids.
GUCUAUUCCCAGCCGUUUCAACGUUCCCAAAUUCCCAACCCGAUUCCAUUCCGCCCCACUCCCACUCGUCGCCCUCCCGAUUCGGUUUGAAAAGAGACAAAAGGAAUGCUCGACCGGUCCCUCCGGUCGGCGGAGGCCGGCGCCGGCGCGGCCGGCCCAGGCGAGCGCCGCGGCGACGUGGAUCUCCUCGUCAAGGACCUGGAAGCCAUGGUGCCGCUCGUCGAAUCCCUCAUGGAUCGGAGGACGAACCCGUCGUACUCGCGCCGCGCCUCGCUGGUCUACACGCCGGCGCCGCCCAAGAAGGGCGGUGAUUUGAAAAGCGCAAAGACACCACAAACCGUGUCGGCAAAAAAGCGGAGGGAUCCUGGGGACACAGGAAAUAAAAACACACCUGAUUCAAAUGGAGAAAACGGCUCGGUUGCCCCGAUGACUCAAUCGGCGGCAGAGAAUAAAACCAAAGACAAGGAUGAGAUCGGUUUGCUGCGUGAGCAGGUCGAUGAGCUCCAAAAGCAACUUGUUGAAAAGGAGGACGCUUUGAGGUCGGCCGAGAGUACCGUGAGUGAGAUGAAUGCGGUGUAUUCGACAGUUGAUGGAUUGAAGCGCCAAGUUGCUGAGAAAGAAGCUUUGAUCAAGUAUGCGAAUUCUCAGUUACAAAAUGCAAAGGUUAUGCUUGCAGACAAGCAAGCAUCUUUAGAAAAAUUGGAAUGGGAGGUAAAGACCUCAAAUAAGAAGGUUGAAGAUCUUCAAGGGGAUGUCUCCAGUAUGGAGUUUGAGAUAAGUUCAUUUGUGACAUUGUUCGAGAAAAUCUCGGAGAAUGUUUCAGGUGAUUCUCACGAUGGUAGCAUACCAUCUUAUGAUCUCGAGGCACUUCAAUCAGCGAGUGAAAUCGACAAGAUUGAAGUGGACAGGAUAGAGCAGGAAAGAACUACAUAUGCUGAAGCUCUUGCUGCUGCAAGAGCAAACCCUAACGAAGAACACUUGAGUUCAGUUGCGGAGGCACGGUCAAGGCUGCAGGUCCUCGUUGUACAAUAAUGCACAAGGUGCCAGUUGUAGUUUAUGUACGAUGAUGCACCGCGGUGCCAAUUGUAGUGUAUGUACGAUAAUUUUAAGUCACUGAUGUAAUUAUAUGUGUGGGCUUGAGCUGAUUCAUGUGUGUGUGUGACUGUAAUCGACCAAACAACUGAAACUAGGCAGUUGCUUAGUUUGAGAAUCACAUUUAUAUCCGGUUCUGUGCUCCCCAUUGUUGUUUAGAAGGAAAUCAGUAGCUGUUGUUUUAA